Molecule: messenger RNA, 1377 nt
Organism: Pipistrellus kuhlii (Kuhl's pipistrelle)
Lineage: Eukaryota; Metazoa; Chordata; Mammalia; Chiroptera; Vespertilionidae
Gene: VSX2
Product: visual system homeobox 2
Exons: 5
Coding region: 31-1116 (361 amino acids)
Biological process (GO): regulation of transcription by RNA polymerase II
Cellular component (GO): nucleus
Molecular function (GO): sequence-specific double-stranded DNA binding; DNA-binding transcription factor activity, RNA polymerase II-specific
Source: RefSeq, a predicted model, not a curated record
CCGCGGCCCCUGCGAAGGAAGAGCCGGGAGAUGACGGGGAAAUCGGGGGAAGCGCUGAGCAAGCCCAAAUGCGAGACGGUGGCCAAGAGCUCCCCGGGGAGCGCCCCGGCCCGGUGCACGGGCUUCGGCAUCCAGGAGAUCCUGGGCCUGAACAAGGAGCCCCCCAGCUCCCACCCGCGCGCCGCCCUCGACGGCCUGGCCUCGGGGCACCUGCUGGCGGCGCGCUCAGUGCUCAGCCCCGCGGGGGUGGGCGGCAUGGGGCUGCUGGGGCCCGGGGGGCUCCCCGGCUUCUACGCGCAGCCCACCUUCCUGGAGGUGCUGUCCGACCCGCAGAGCGUCCACCUGCAGCCGCUGGGCAGGGCGUCGGGGCCUCUGGACGCCAGCCAGACGGCCAGCUCAGACUCUGAGGAUGUGUCCUCCAGCGACCGCAAGCUGUCCAAGGCGGCCCUGGCGCAGACCAAGAAGCGCAAGAAGCGGCGGCACAGGACGAUCUUCACCUCCUACCAGCUAGAGGAGCUGGAGAAGGCGUUCAACGAGGCCCACUACCCAGACGUCUAUGCCCGGGAGAUGCUGGCCAUGAAGACGGAGCUGCCGGAAGACAGGAUACAGGUCUGGUUCCAGAACCGCAGAGCCAAGUGGAGGAAGCGGGAGAAGUGCUGGGGCCGGAGCAGCGUCAUGGCGGAGUACGGGCUGUACGGGGCCAUGGUGCGGCACUCCAUCCCGCUGCCCGAGUCCAUCCUCAAGUCCGCCAAGGACGGCAUCAUGGACUCCUGCGCCCCGUGGCUGCUCGGGAUGCACAAAAAGUCGCUGGAGGCGGCGGCCGAGUCGGGGAGGAAGCCCGAGGUGGAGCGCCAGGCCCUGCCCAAGCUGGAUCAGAUGGAGCAGGAGGAGCGGGGCCCCGGCGGCCCCUCGGCCCUGUCCCAGGAGGAACUGAGGGAGAACAGCAUCGCGGCGCUCCGGGCCAGGGCGCAGGAGCACAGCACCAAGGUGCUGGGGACCGUGUCCGGGCCCAGCCGCCUGGCCCCGGACGCCGAGGAGCCCGAGGAGGAGGCGGCCGCGGACGAGGACAGGCCGGGGGAGACGCCGAGUCCUCGGCAGCUGGAGGACGUGGCUUAGGUCAAAGGUCAAGGGCGCGCUGCCACCGGAGCCCAGGACUCUGCUCUCCUCAGGCCCGUGGUGCCAGGAGGCGUUCUCGAGGCUGGGCUCAGCCUGGCUUUUGCCACCCUCUCCCUGCCCCAUAGACCCUCCGUGACACAGCUCCGUUCCUGCCAAGGCUUUGGACCACGCUGGUGUCCCCUUCCUAGUCUUGACCUUGUCAGCCUCCUCCUCAGCCCAACAGCCCUGCCUCAGGAAUCCUUCUGCUGCCCACACCGCCCC